AAAUCUUCCAAAUGCCUAACCAAGCUCAAGUUGCAUUUGUUUGAGAGACACACUGAUGCUGUGUGGACAUGCAACAAGCAGUGAAGGAUGAAGAGUGUGUUGAAGGAACUGGUUCGUGGACGAGCUCUUGUCCUUAUCAUUGUGCUGGGGUUGGGUGGAUCAUUUCAGAAUGGAUUUCAUGUCACAGUCAUCAGCUCUCCAUCUCCAUACAUUCAGAGCUUUAUUAAAAGUAGCUGGACAUAUCGCUAUGGGGAAGAUCCAGCUGACGAAACAGUCACCUUGAUCUGGUCUGCUGUGGUGGCUCUAUUUGCUUUUGGAGGAUUCAUUGGCUGUAUGACUGUCAGAUGUGUAACCGCUUACCUGGGAAGAAAAAGAGUCAUGCUCUGCAACAGUGUGAUAGGAGUUGUGGCUACAGUAAUUAUGUACAUUAGCAAACCUGCAAACUCAUUUGAAAUGAUCCUGCUGUCACGCUUCCUUUUUGGAUUUGCAGCAGGGUUAGGUGGAAGUGUCCAUGCCAUCUACCUUGGUGAGAGUUCACCAAAACAAAUUAGAGGCAUAGUGACUGUCACAUAUGCUAUAUUUCUGUCCAUUGGGAAACUAUCAGGACAAUUUGCUGGCCUCAGGGAAAUUCUUGGUGGCGAAGACUCCUGGCACAUUCUUCUGUGUAUCCCAACAUUUUUCUGUGUGCUUCAGUUGGUAGUCUUGCCAUUCUUUCCUGAUGCUCCACGAUAUGUUCUGAUAGAGAAAGGCAACACUGAACAGUGCAAAAAAGCCCUGCAGUUCCUAUGGGGACCAGGUGAUUACAAGUUUGAGAUAGAGGAGAUGUUAGCAGAGCAGGAAGUCAUUGGAGGGAAACACAGUAAGAGUCUGCUGGAUCUACUGAGGGACAAACAUCUGCGCUGGCAGGUCCUUUCCAUGCUGGUCAUAAAUGGAUGCAUCCAGUUUAGUGGCGUUUCUCCGAUCAGUGUCUUCUCUUUCAACAUCUUUAUAGAGGCUGGUAUUCCGGUCGAUAUGGUCUGUUAUGUCACUCUUGGCAUUGGCACAUCAGAGGUUCUCACCUCCAUAACCUGUGGCCUGUUCAUAGACAGUGUCGGAAGGAGGGCCUUGUUGUGGAGGGGUUUUGGGGGCAUGUCAGCCAUCAUGGCAUUAAUCACUGUCACGUUGCACCUCAAGGACUAUAGUUUUGUGUUUCCAUACACCACUGUCAUCCUCAUUUUCAUCUUUGUGAUUUUCUAUGGGGGGGGCCCAGCUGGAGUUGCCGCUUCUCUCACAAAUGAGAUCUUCAUCCAAUCAUAUCGUCCAGCUGCAUUUGUGUUUACCGGGACCAUGCGCUGGCUGGGGUUUUCUAUACUUGGAUUCAUCUUUCCCUUCCUUAUAGCCGCUCUGAAGUCUCUGAGCUUUGUUCUCUUCUCCUGCGUUUGUCUGAUAGCUGCGCUCUACGUCUUCUUUAUCCUUCCUGAAACGAAAGGCAAAACUCCCCUUGAGAUUUCCCAAGAGUUUAAGAACAUCAGAGUAUGUGGAUACUCCAAAGUAGAUGUCACAUGCUUAGAGACAAAGCUGUAAAUCUGAAAGUUUUGACUUGAUUGACUUGAUACAUGAACGUAAAUGUGGAUGGACAUAAACUGGAAAGGACAAUUUUUCAUUAUGAACUUUAAAGGCUGCUUAGCCGAUAACGUAUGUAAGGAAUACUGUACAGCCAUUAGGAUGGAUCUUGUAUCAUCCUAAAUGGGUUUAUAUUGUGAUAAUGAUUGGUUAACUGCAUAUUAUCCUGCUUAUUACAUAGUAAUAAAC
Xyrauchen texanus (razorback sucker) is the source of this 1791-nucleotide messenger RNA. It is a transcript of the gene slc2a9l1, whose product is annotated as solute carrier family 2 member 9, like 1. NCBI's taxonomy places the organism in Eukaryota, Metazoa, Chordata, Actinopteri, Cypriniformes, Catostomidae. The transcript is spliced from 12 exons. Gene Ontology annotation, cellular component: membrane. Bases 88 to 1563 code for a protein of 491 amino acids. The record is from RefSeq and is a predicted model, not a curated record. Gene Ontology annotation, molecular function: hexose transmembrane transporter activity. Gene Ontology annotation, biological process: monosaccharide transmembrane transport.